GUAGAAAAAAUAACUGGCCACCUCUUCCUGAGAAUUUUCCAGUGGGUCCGUGUUUCUAUCAGGAUUUUUCUGUAGACAUUCCUGUAGAAUUCCAGAAGACAGUGAAGAUUAUGUACUAUUUGUGGAUGUUCCAUACAGUGACACUGUUUCUUAAUAUCUUUGGAUGUUUGGCCUGGUUUUAUGUUGAUCCAACACGAGGGGUUGAUUUUGGAUUGAGUAUCCUCUGGUUCUUGCUUUUUACUCCUUGCUCUUUUGUCUGCUGGUACAGACCACUUUAUGGAGCUUUCAGAAACUGUGGUUGGAUUUCAUCUCUUACUGGUCUUAAUAAGAGUAUCCCUGUUGGCAUUAUGAUGAUAAUUAUAGCUGCACUUUUCACAGCUUCUGCUGUUAUCUCAUUAGUUAUGUUUAAAAAG
Molecule: messenger RNA, 413 nt
Organism: Tinamus guttatus (white-throated tinamou)
Lineage: Eukaryota; Metazoa; Chordata; Aves; Tinamiformes; Tinamidae
Source: RefSeq, a predicted model, not a curated record